AUGGCUGCCAAGCGUGGUCUUAUCAUCAUGUCCCCAAAGGGUGCCGAGGAGAUGGAGGUGAUCAUCACCGGAGACGUUUUGGAGCGCGGCGGAAUCCACGUGGAUUAUGCCGGAUUGACAGGAGCUGAGCCGGUCGAGUGCGCUCGCAAAGCACGAAUCGUACCUUCCAUCGCCUUCGACGAUGCCCAAAAUAAGGAAUAUGACAUUGUCAUUCUGCCAGGUGGACAACCAGGAAGCAACACUCUCGCUGAGACCCCUAAAGUAGGUGACCUGCUCAAGAAACAAGCGGACGCUGGAAAGUGGAUCGGAGCUAUUUGUGCAGCUCCGAUCGCUUUGUUGAGCCACGGAAUCAAGACCGAAGUGCUCACCAGCCACCCGAGUGUCAAGGAUCAAUUGGUGAAGGGAGGAUACACCUAUUCGGAAGAUCGUGUCGUUGUCAGUGGAAAAGUGAUCACUUCUCGUGGUCCUGGAACCGCUUUUGAGUUUGCACUGAAGAUUGUGGAGCUUCUAGAGGGAACUGAGAAGGCCAAUAGCCUCAUUGAACCAAUGCUUUUGAAAAUUUAA
Messenger RNA from Caenorhabditis briggsae, 564 nucleotides. RefSeq names its product Protein CBR-DJR-1.1 (gene Cbr-djr-1.1). The record is from RefSeq and is a predicted model, not a curated record. Gene Ontology annotation, molecular function: protein deglycase activity. The coding region runs from base 1 to 564 and encodes 187 amino acids. The transcript is spliced from 3 exons. Lineage: Eukaryota; Metazoa; Nematoda; Chromadorea; Rhabditida; Rhabditidae. Gene Ontology annotation, cellular component: nucleus; cytosol. Gene Ontology annotation, biological process: guanine deglycation, glyoxal removal; protein deglycation, glyoxal removal.